AUGCCCCCAGACUUCUGGGAGAAAUGCUUCUGGUUGUGGGGUCUCCUUUUGUGGCUCAGUGUUGGAAGUACAGGGGAUGCACCUCCUACCCCACAGACGAAUUGUGCUGACUUCCAGAAUGCCAAUCUCCUCCGAGGCACCAAUCUCAAAGUCCAGUUUCUCCUCUUCACUCCUUCGGAUCCCAGCUGUGGGCAGCUAGUGGAAGAAAGUAGUGACAUCCAAAACUCUGGGUUCAAUGGCACUCUAGGAACCAAGCUAGUUAUCCAUGGAUUCAGGGCUUUAGGAACGAAGCCUUCCUGGAUUGAUAGAUUCAUCGGUGCCCUUCUGCGGGCAACAGAUGCUAACGUGAUUGCUGUGGACUGGGUGUAUGGCUCCACAGCUGCCUAUUUCUCAGCCGUGGAAAAUGUGAUUAAGCUGGGACUCGAGAUCUCCCGUUUCCUCCGUAAACUCCUGGCGCUGGGUGUGUCAGAGUCCUCAAUCCACAUCAUUGGCAUCAGCCUGGGGGCCCAUGUAGGGGGCAUGGUAGGACAUUUCUACAAUGGCCAGCUGGGACGGAUCACAGGCCUGGACCCUGCUGGACCGGAGUACACCAGAGCCAGCCUGGAGGAGCGUCUGGACCCUGGGGAUGCCCUCUUCGUGGAAGCCAUCCACACAGACACAGACAAUUUGGGCAUUCGGAUUCCUGUCGGACACGUGGACUACUUCAUCAAUGGAGGCCAAGACCAGCCUGGCUGUCCCACUUCCAUUUAUGCAGGCUACAGUUAUCUGAUCUGUGAUCACAUGAGGGCUGUACACCUCUACAUCAGCGCUCUGGAGAACUCCUGUCCACUGAUGGCCUUCCCUUGCACAAACUACAAGGACUUCCUUGCUGGACAGUGUCUGGAUUGUUUCAACCCUUUUCUUCUUUCCUGUCCAAGAAUCGGGCUGGUAGAACAAGGUGGUGUCAAGAUAGAGCCACUUCCCAAGGAGGUGAAGGUCUACCUGAUGACCACUUCCAUGGCUCCGUAUUGUGUGCAUCACAGCCUCGUGGAGUUUCACUUGCAGGAGCCAAGAAACAAGGACACCUGCAUCACAGUUACUUUCCUUAGCAGCAGUGUCACCUCCUUGGUCAAGGUUACCAUACCUAGACAGCAGCGUGUUGGAAAAGGAGUCCUAGCUCACCCCAGCCCUCAGUGCCAGAUAAACCAGGUGAAACUCAAGCUUCAGGCUUCCCACCGGGUUUGGAAAAAAGACCAGACGACCAUCAUUGGGAGGUUCUGCACUGCUCCUCUGCCUGUCAAUGACAACAAAAAUAUGGUCUGCUUACCUGAGCCAGUGAACUUACAAGCAAGUGAGACUGUUUCUUAUGACCUGAAAAUAACCUGUAUAUAG
This is a messenger RNA of Rangifer tarandus platyrhynchus (Svalbard reindeer), 1371 nucleotides long. The record is from the annotation of a GenBank genome assembly. Lineage: Eukaryota; Metazoa; Chordata; Mammalia; Artiodactyla; Cervidae.